GAACAAAGUGAAAAUAUGUAUAACGACGUCGUUAAAGGUUUCGCCUCCAGUCCCACGGAAAACCUCGCAGAUGCUUUUAUAAAGCUCCCAAGUUUCCUUCCACUACAGAAAAAUCUCGAUUCUAAUACGGAACAAGCAAAAGAACUGGUAAUGGCGACUGAACAACCAAAGCCAGCGGCUGAAGACGUGAAGAUGGAUCUAUUCGAAGACGAUGACGAAUUUGAAGAGUUUGAAAUUGAUCAAGAUUGGGAGGACAAAGAGGAAGGCAAAGAAAUAACACAGCAAUGGGAAGAUGAUUGGGAUGAUGAUGAUGUCAACGAUGACUUCUCUCUGCAGCUAAGAAGGGAAUUGGAGAGCAACACUGAGAAGAAAUGACUACACUUGCACUGAUUGUUUCUGUUUUUCAAAAUUAGACAGUGUACUGGAUUCAGGUGUUUCCAUAUGCUUGUACUCUUUAUUUUUCUGAACAUGCACCACCUGUGUCCGUGUUCCCGUAGGCAACAUGAAACCUUAAUAUCACCUUUUUGUUCACAUUAUGAAACUUGCGAUGUGCAAACUUAAAACCAGUUCCUGUGAGCUUAGCUUGA
Nicotiana attenuata is the source of this 587-nucleotide messenger RNA. RefSeq names its product protein DELETION OF SUV3 SUPPRESSOR 1(I)-like. Bases 16 to 375 code for a protein of 119 amino acids. The transcript has 3 exons. NCBI's taxonomy places the organism in Eukaryota, Viridiplantae, Streptophyta, Magnoliopsida, Solanales, Solanaceae. Gene Ontology annotation, biological process: double-strand break repair via homologous recombination; mRNA export from nucleus; proteasome assembly. Gene Ontology annotation, cellular component: proteasome complex; proteasome regulatory particle, lid subcomplex. The record is from RefSeq and is a predicted model, not a curated record.